AUGGUCUCCAGUGCUCGACAUGCAGCGGACCACUACGACGGUUUUCACCGGCCAUUCUUCAUCGUCUGCUGGAUCGAGUUCAUCGUGGCCAUCCUCCUUCUCUAUGCGAGAAGCUACACCGCAUUCCGAAUCGUCCACCGCAUCACGGCGGAUUUCUAUCUCGCCGUCAGCACCUUCAUUCUAGGCGUGGGUAGCAUGUCGAUGCUCACAGUAGCAGCGGCGUAUGGCCUGGGCAUCACAAUGGCUCUAUUAUCGCACAAAGAGCGCGAGUCGGCCCUGAUGUACGGAUGGAUCAACCAGUUCAUCGCACUCUUUGCAAUCGGCGUGGGAAAGCUCGCGAUUGUCUCGUUCCUGACGCGCGUCCAGGGCUACCAAACAAGGCUCCGUGCCAUUGCGCUUUGGACUCUCGCCGCCAGUAAUCUGCUGGUCAAUAUCAUAACUGCUAUCCUGAUCAUUGUGCAGUGCUCUCCCGUGGAGCGGCUCUGGGAUGCGCAGGUCCCGGGUCAAUGUCCGGGACGUACACGAAUCCAGAUAUUCGGGUUUUUCCAGGCAUAUUCGGCGUUCGUCGACUUCGCUCUGGCGCUGUACCCCAUCCUUAUAUUCUCCCGGGUGCAGGCUUUCUCCAUCCCGACGAGAAUAGGCCUGUGCGUGUUGAUGGGGUGUGGCUUAGCCGCCGGGGCCUGUGCCAUUGUCAAGACGGUCAAGCUGACGCUUUUGAUACGGCUCAGGGACCCAACCCGCACUCUCGCUGACGUGAUAUUGUGGAACGAGUAA
This is a messenger RNA of Aspergillus terreus NIH2624, 774 nucleotides long. RefSeq lists its product as uncharacterized. The transcript has 6 exons. NCBI's taxonomy places the organism in Eukaryota, Fungi, Ascomycota, Eurotiomycetes, Eurotiales, Aspergillaceae. The record is from RefSeq and is a predicted model, not a curated record. Bases 1 to 774 code for a protein of 257 amino acids.